AUGCAUCCCUGCCGACCCUCUACCGCGGGUAAUCGGCACAGGCGACGAGGGCGAGUUGUCGCUGUCGCCAAGUACAAUGGUGACCCCGUGGCUGUCACCAACAAAUGCCAGCCAGAACGCGUCCUGGGACGUAUUGUGCUUCCUAACAACCCCAUCUCGUUCCUUUGCGAUGACGAGGACGACGACUCGGCCCCGGGCGCCGUAGCCCCCAGGGGCAAGGGCAAGAGGACCUGGGCCCCCCGCCACGUUCCUGUGGAGGACAUGUGCCAGGACUCGGUCUGUGUAACGUGCAGCGCACGCCAUUGGUGCGACGGUCUUUGGCUCGCCGGCUCCUGGAGCGUCACGGCGACGACAACCAUCAAGCGCGAUACUGUUCGCCUGGGUCUCUUCUUGUCGAGCAGCCACAGCGACCUCGACGACGACGACUAUGAGUUGCCCGAGGUCCCUCACGCAUGGACUGAACGAGACUGUGAAGCCGUCAUACGUCAUCCUCUGUUGGCCAUGGUGGCCAGGAUGAGGCGCCCCUCUGCCGUGGAUAUGUUCGCUGGACUGCAAAAGGUCCUGUCGGGCAUUUUCUCUGCAGAAGACAACAUCUGGCCUGGCUUCGUUCUUGCCGUCAAGGGCUUCGUGGCCGACGACACCAGUCGGCUGAGCUACAAGGUGCAGGUGUUCCAGCACCUACGUGAUACGGUGCCGGCCAUGGGUGAAUCGCUCGACAAUACCCAUCAAUUCGGCCUUCGGAUCCCCAUCCCGGUGCACCGCCCGGAAGGCUGCAUGGUCAUCCCCCUCUGGCUCAACCUCGCCAAGGGCGGUGGCCACUGGCUCACGGUCUGCUGUGGCCUGCUGGCACUGACGAUGCGCGCGGCCGGCGCCUCAGACGGGCAGAUCGAUGUCGUCGGCGCCCUGAUCCAGAAGGUGCGUCCCGUGGACGCCGCGUACCGCCGCGCGUCCACAGCCAAGGUCAACGGUUUUGAUGGCGACCGCGUCGGCAUGGUCGAGCUCAGCGAGCAGCUCGAGCAGGCGUUUUCACCCGAGUCCAACGACGGGCGAACCGCGGACAUCGAUUUUGUCAAGGUACACGUGGUCCCGGACGCCUCGAUCGCCCUCAAGAACCUGCGCAAGCGCGGCAUAGUCCGCACGGAGGUUCUUGAGAAAUGGCGCAAGAUCAUGCGGGAGAAGGCGAGCGAUCUGGUGCGUCUCGUUCACGAGUUCGAAGACAGCCAGGGGAACCACCCACUCCGUUACAACGAGCAGGGGUUCCCGACUCUCUUUUGGGAAGAGUCGUCCACCACGGAGGACAUCGUGGACCUGGCAAUUGUCAUUUUCAUACAAUGCCUCGUUUACGAACUCGACAAGGACGGCCGGCCAACGACCACGGUGUACACGAUCAUCUUGUUUAUCGUCUACCACCUGGUGCGGUUCGGGAACCGUGACGAGGCUACCGGCUCUUGUUCGACGCCACGGUAG
Molecule: messenger RNA, 1467 nt
Organism: Apiotrichum porosum
Lineage: Eukaryota; Fungi; Basidiomycota; Tremellomycetes; Trichosporonales; Trichosporonaceae
Exons: 3
Coding region: 1-1467 (488 amino acids)
Source: RefSeq, a predicted model, not a curated record